Filobasidium floriforme is the source of this 1464-nucleotide messenger RNA. RefSeq lists its product as uncharacterized. The record is from RefSeq and is a predicted model, not a curated record. Lineage: Eukaryota; Fungi; Basidiomycota; Tremellomycetes; Filobasidiales; Filobasidiaceae. Bases 69 to 1301 code for a protein of 410 amino acids. The transcript is spliced from 8 exons.
CUGAAGAUGACGAGGAAGAGAGGGCCGCACGAGCAGCACUUCACAACUUGCUGUUUCCCGAUCUCCCGAUGGACAUCCCUUUGUUUGGCAGCGGACCGUACGCGACGCCGCCUCGAAGCCAAUUCCGCACCAGCCAGAAUCCAGCUCACAUCAGCGAUCUAAGGACCGAAGAGAGAACAAUCGGACAAUUGCCCGACUGGGGCUCGUCAGUCGAUAUACCAGGCGGUUCCUCUGUACCUACAGCCCCGCCAGUGCGAACCGCGCCAAUUGCUCCGUUGGGCCCUCCGAUCGCGCCGCUGGGCGCACCAAUCGCCCCGACCAUUCACGUCCAGCCUCCAACCGCUCAAGCAAGCACUGCAGGAGGAGCGAGGUCUCAUGUUACCCGCGCCAGCCCUAGGUCUACUCCUCAAAAAAUUGUAGACGAUGCUCAAUCGGUGGGCGGUAUGAGUCGCCGGACUGCGCAAUCAAAAGCUCGGGACCAGCAAUCGCCCGCUUCGAUCAAGUCGCAGCAUAGGACCGCUCUAGCCAUGUCGGAGAAGAGCGUACGUGCUGAGACGGAAAACGCAUAUGAAGACCCCCUCCUGCCUCCCUUGCCUUCCCCUCGUCCUUGGGAUGUCGUCACGCAGAGGCUCUUUUCGUGGGCAAUGGUCUGGCCACCUGAGGACUUUGUCCGGAGCCUGGAAACGACAGCCCUCGGACAGCAAGUGGACGAAUUUGCCUUGACUAUCUACAUGAUGACGAUUUUCAAGAGGAACCUGAGGCACCGCAUGUGUUCAGUUCCGCCUUUGCCUUGUGACAAGCUAUUUGUCCCUCCAAACCUCGCUGAUAGCGUCAACCGUGCCGUGCAUUCCAAACGAUUCGCCGACGCCAGGCAGAUCCUCGAAGAACUGUGGUAUCCCUUCGGUUUCAAAGAACCUCCGAGGGUGAUCGUGGCGCUUGCAAAGCACAGAAACGACGCUAAUCACUGGAGCGCGCAUCGGUUCGACUUGACUUCGGGAAAGCUGGUCACAUUCUCCUACUCGACCGAGGAGAAGAGCCUCGUUGACGGUCGUCCGUUCAUGUGGUGGUUUGCCAUUCGAGACGCGUGGCCGACCUGGAACAUUCCCCAUCCCGACCACCUAGCGCAAAAGACUCAGCGUGUGAUCACGCCCGAAUCGAGCAGGGACGACAAUGCGCUCAUGGCAGCCAACUGUGGCCGCAACUUGAUGCUCGGUUGGAAGCCAGAUCAGACGACCGAUCUGAAGAAGAUGAGGAACAAUAUCUGGAACGAGGUGAGUGGGCGCAAAGCAAACGCAAUUUGAUGGUUCUGACCUAAAAGCGAUCUCCUAGACCAAACGGUUGUAUGAAAGGAAGGCCAAGGGAAAGUUGACGGUGGAUUCGAGGGAUUAUUAGUGCCAGUAAGCGAUAGGUAGAGUGAGACGACUAUAAUAUUAUAGCAGGAAGUACUAGGUAGCAGAAGGAUGU